CUCAGCGGGGAGCGGGCCGGGCAGUUCGCCGCGGCGCCCUAACUCGAGCGGUAGCGUCAUGUCGUUCGAGGAUAUUCUCAAUAAAGUGAAGCAGUACCCGGUGCUGUGGGACCCUGCUCAUAAGUAUUACCGCCGGAAAUCCGUUCAAGCGGAGUCGUGGGCUAUAAUCGCCGCCGAUCUUGACUCCGAGGAGAAACUUGUGAGGAGUAGAUGGAAAUACCUAAAAGAUCAGUGUCGAAAAGAACUUAAGAAAAUUGCAUCGGGUGAAAUAGACAAGUCGAGGUGGCUGUACUUCAACCGACUACAGUUUAUUAAGAAGGAGCUACUAAACGAAGGAGAACCUAAACCAUAUAAAAAUGUAAAAUACGAUGCCGAGUCCGAAGAACCCCCACCAAAAAAAAACAAAAUUGCAAGUCCCGAACCAUGCACUUCAUAUUCAGGUCAGGAGUCAUGGAAACUGCAGCAAAUCUCAACUAAAUUAAACGAGUUAUCCAAGAAGAUUGACAACCAGAACCCAUUUGACGAAGAGUUGAGAAAUAAUCCCGAUUUCAUGUUUCUCAUGAGUAUUUUGCCAACUAUACGCGAUUUGACAGAUGUUCAGAAGUUUACGUUUAGAGGGAAAGUGAAUGAGUGGUUAUUGGAGGCGUUAGCGCAGAAUCAAUUCGUUUUGAGUGAACAAUAUCAGUGUAAAAUUGAAGACCCGGAUUCGUAGUAUUAUUACUGUAUAAUACUGUUUUUCACUACAUUAUACUUUUUACUGUUGAACAAUAAUAAAGUAAAGUUUGCAACCCUAGUCUAGACUCGAUAGCUUCCACAUCGUAUUGAGAUGGGUUCAAUUUAUCUUAUAAUUAAUACAUUUGAGCGACUCAUGUGAUAUAUAAAGACAUUUUAAAGAAAUGGUUU
Molecule: messenger RNA, 903 nt
Organism: Pieris napi
Lineage: Eukaryota; Metazoa; Arthropoda; Insecta; Lepidoptera; Pieridae
Exons: 2
Coding region: 59-712 (217 amino acids)
Biological process (GO): regulation of transcription by RNA polymerase II
Cellular component (GO): transcription regulator complex; nucleus
Molecular function (GO): DNA binding
Source: RefSeq, a predicted model, not a curated record